Malurus melanocephalus (red-backed fairy wren) is the source of this 727-nucleotide messenger RNA. It is a transcript of the gene SLN, whose product is annotated as sarcolipin. The transcript is spliced from 2 exons. Gene Ontology annotation, cellular component: membrane. The record is from RefSeq and is a predicted model, not a curated record. Gene Ontology annotation, molecular function: enzyme regulator activity. The coding region runs from base 198 to 293 and encodes 31 amino acids. NCBI's taxonomy places the organism in Eukaryota, Metazoa, Chordata, Aves, Passeriformes, Maluridae.
UGGGACAUAGGCAGAAGCUGGAGGGGAACAAUAUCUGCAGUGACCCAAAGUCCAGAGGCAGAACCACUGGGCUCCAUUUAUCUCCUCAAGAGCCUGUCAUCUGAAGGUCUAGAUCAAGGGCGCAUCCAAGCAGGUCACCGAAGUUUUCCCUCUGCUCUGCCGGCUGACCUCUGCUGUUUCCUCAUUUCUCUGAAAAAAUGGAACGUUCCACACGAGAAAUUUUCCUCAACUUCAUGAUUGUCCUGAUUACAGUAAUCCUCAUGUGGCUCCUUGUGAAGUCUUACCAGGAUUGAAAGACUCUCAGAAACUCUGGAGGUGAUUUCAAUGUGUGCCUCCACAGACAUGAGAAACACCCACAGCAUGCCACAGUGAUGAGCUUUGAAUCAAUUGAGAAUGUUGUCAGCCUUUUUUUUUACUCUCCUAUCUGUUGUCUGUGCUGUUUGUAAUGGGUCUGUGAUGGUGUAAUUAUUUUAGUCUGCAGUGAUCCAGCUGUAAAAUGUAAGAUGUUUAGGAACAGUUUGAUGUGGCUGUCUCCUCUGGUAGCUUCUGUGAGUGCUGUAUCCCCAGCCCACCACRCCGGCUCGUUUGGCAUCAGUGUCAGAUUCUCGAGGGUGUAAAACUGCAYAAUGUAAUGUAAGAGCCUGUAUUAUCCAAUGUAAGAGGCACAAACUUGCUUUGCAGAAAGGAAUGUGAAACCUCUGCUUCCACUUGCACAUUUUGUUUAAAU